Molecule: messenger RNA, 2679 nt
Organism: Pezoporus occidentalis (night parrot)
Lineage: Eukaryota; Metazoa; Chordata; Aves; Psittaciformes; Psittacidae
Gene: TMEM64
Product: transmembrane protein 64
Exons: 3
Coding region: 487-1602 (371 amino acids)
Biological process (GO): positive regulation of bone resorption; regulation of cytosolic calcium ion concentration; positive regulation of osteoclast differentiation
Cellular component (GO): endoplasmic reticulum
Source: RefSeq, a predicted model, not a curated record
GAGUGGAGCCUCCUCCCCCUCCGCUGCGAGCGGCGCCCGGGCUGCCACAUCGGCAUCGCCGCUCCGAGAGCGCGUUUCGCAGAGCGGGAGACCAGAGCGCCGGGAGAUGGAGCUCCGCUGCUGCCGCCGCUGCCGCCCCCCGGGACUCGCGCUCCGCCAGGGCCGCCGCUGCCACUGCCGGGACGGAGAGCGCGGCGCUGCCGCUGCUGUCUAACUCAGGGGGGAGGCAGCUCGGAGGCCGCCGCGGACAGUCCGCUUGCCGGGCCCGCGCGGCGGCGGCGGCGAAGCGCGGCCCCCACCUCUCCGCCCGCCCCGCUGCCGCUUCUCCGCCCCCGCCCGGCCCUCGGCUGGGCUCCGCCGCCGGCAGCCGGGCCAUGGCGGGGCGAUGAGGGAGCAGCCGCCCCCGGCCGCUGGCUGCCUGCGGAGGCGGGAAGCGACGGGGCUGGGCGGCUCCGCCGCGGUAGAGCCGGGCGGCGGGGCGGGGGCAUGUGGGGCGCGGGGACGGCGGCGCUGCAGCUGCUCUCCCGGGCCGUGAAGCAGGCGGCGGCGCAGGGGGCCCGGCAGGACCUGGGCCGCUGGCUGUCCCGAGCCGCUGGGACAGCGGCAGGAGGCGGCGGCGGGGGUACUGUCGGCUUCGUCCCAGCAGAGGCAGCGGGGGCUGAGGGGCUGCUGCUCCGGCCAUACGUGGAGCAGGGCGGGCUGCCGCCGGCGGAGCUGCUGCUCUGCCAGCUGCCCGAGGAGGGCGGCGGCGGGUCCGGGCUGGCCGAGGCCCGGGGCUGGCGCUGCUCCUGCUGCCUCCUGGGCACCUGCUGGUGCAAGAGCUGCCUCAGCGUGUGCGUUCUGGCAGCCCUCUGCUUCGCCUCGCUGGCCCUGGUGCGCCAGUACCUGCGAGACCUGGUGCUCUGGGCCGAGAGCCUGGACAGCCUGGCAGGUGUGCUGCUCUUCACCGUGGGCUUCAUCAUCGUGUCCUUCCCCUGCGGCUGGGGCUACAUCCUUCUCAACGUGGCCGCCAGCUACCUCUAUGGCUUCUGGCUGGGCAUGGGGCUGAUGGUGCUCGGCGUCCUUGUGGGCACUUUUGUCGCCCAUGUGGCCUGCAAGCGGCUGUUGGCCCACUGGGCGAGGGCCAGGAUCCAGGGCAGCGAGACUCUCAGUGCCAUCGUCCGCGUCGUGGAGGGCGGCAGUGGCCUCAAGGUGGUGGCUCUGGCACGGCUGACCCCGAUCCCCUUUGGGCUGCAGAAUGCUGUCUUCGCGAUUACAGAUUUGUCACUACCCAACUACCUGAUGGCUUCCUCAGUUGGACUGCUUCCUACUCAGCUCCUGAACUCAUACUUGGGCACUACCUUGCGCACCAUGGAGGAUGUGAUUGCAGAACAAAGUGUUAGUGGCUAUUUUAUAUUCAGUUUACAGAUUAUCAUAAGCAUAGGACUCAUGUUUUAUGUCGUUCACCGAGCUCAAGUGGAACUGAAUGCAGCUAUUGUAGCGUGUGAAAUAGAAAUGAAGACCUCUCUUGCUAAAGACAGUCAACCAAGCAUCAGUGGUUCAACCACAUACUGCAACAAAAGGACAGUAGCAUUCUCUGGAGGAGGUGUCAAUAUUGUGUGAUUUCAAGUAUUAAUAGAGUAAGGUUUUGUGUACCUAAGCUAUUGCCUAGAAAUACCUAUGGACAAUUCAACUAGUUUAAAAAAAAAAAAAAACAAAACAGAAGAAGAAUUUACCAGUGGUUACAGGUUGUACUGUGGCACAAACCAACCGACCAGCUCUUCAGUUGCACAUGGGGUGACUUCUAGCAAGGAAAGAAAGAUGGCGAAGUAACUUAAGAUGUAAAUGCAAAUUUGGCUGCACCUUUGGUCAUUUACUAUGCCUGUCAUGGCCUGUAGUCUGCACUUUAGGUUUUUUUUUCCUUUGCUCCUGUAAACUGAAAAAUGCUUCUAUAAACUGAGAAAAGUAGCACAGAGGUAAAUAUUUUUCUGCUUAGCAUUAUUUAUAAGCCUGAAUAAUUAUAUGCAGUAGAAUUUUAUUACUGAUAAAGAUGAAUGAGAAAGUAUGCAAUUCAGUGUAUGUUAUUCUUGAAUAUGCUUUUGCAUUGGAAUUGCUUCCAGAACUUGGAGUGUAUUAUUUAGCUAAUGAUGGGACCAUUUGGCUUUUCCUUCAUUUUUGGGUCAAAAAACCCCCAAAACAAAACAAAAUCCCUAUACAAAGUUUUGAUUGAAUGUAUUUUUGUAAGUCAUUGAAAAUGUCGCAGAACCAUGCAUACAUAUUCAUACAAGCUUAAAUCCUACAUUGUGGGACUGAAGUGCUCUUAAAUAACAUUUUAAGUUACACUGUGUAAUAUGCAAAGUAAAAGGGAAAAUAUAGAAGUUAUAAUAGAUUGCAGUGACUAACUGAAGGAAACUUCAUGACCUAACUGUUGCAUUGGUUUUGCCACUUUGGUGAUUGUAACAAAGGGCUGUUCCAUGUUAGUCCUGUUUGCAGUAUUUUUAAUUGUUAAACAGAGGGAGUUUUUCAACUCUAAUGACUGCUCAUAAUAGUGCUUCCAGAACAGGAAGCUAAAUCCCUCCUUUAAACAGAAUGAUGGGAUACUGGCAGUACUUAUUUUACAUGUAGGUGGCCUUUAUUUUGUAAGUGAAUCCCCCUUCUCCUUUGUAAGUGAAUCCUUCGUCAUUCCCUCCUCCCCCCCCC